CGGCGUCCAGAUGCGGUCGGGGUGGAGCAGGGCUCGCACCGCCGCUGAGAAGCGCAGUCGGAGCCGGCGAGAAGCGCAGGGAGCAAGACGGCCGGGACACGCGGCCCCGGUUUUCUCCGGGCGUCCGGACGCCGGAUCACGGCAAAAUGAAGGAUCGGCUCGCAGAGCUUCUGGAGUUGUCUAGGAGCUAUGACCAGCAAUUCCCAGACGGGGGCGAUGACUUUGACGCUCCCCACGAGGACAUCGUGUUCGAGACCGACCACAUCCUGAAGUCCUUGUACGGGGUCAUCCAGGACAUCCAGGAUGAAAACCAACUGCUGAUGGUGGACGUGAAGCGCCUGGGGAGGCAGAACGUCCGCUUCCUCACGUCCAUGCGACGCCUCAGCAGCAUCAAGCGAGACACCAACUCCAUCGCCAAGGCCAUUAAGACCCGGGGCGAGGGCAUCCACCAGAAGCUUCGCUCCAUGAAGGAGCUGAGCGAGCAGGCAGAGGCCCGGCACGGCUCGCAAUCGGCGGUGGCACGCAUCUCGCAAGCGCAAUACAGCGCGCUGGCCCGCGCCUUCCAGCAGGCCAUGUACGAGUACAACCAGGCUGAGAUGAAACAGCGCGACAACUGCAAGAUCCGCAUCCAGCGGCAGCUGGAGAUCAUGGGCAAGGACGUGUCGGGCGAGCAGAUCGAGGACAUGUUCGAACAGGGCAAGUGGGACGUGUUCUCAGAGAACCUGCUGGCCGAUGUGAAGGGCGCGCGGGCUGCGCUCAACGAGAUCGAGAGCCGCCACCGCGAGCUGCUGCGGCUGGAGGGUCGCAUCCGCGACGUGCACGAGCUCUUCCUGCAGAUGGCUGUGCUGGUGGAGAAGCAGGCGGACACGCUGAAUGUCAUCGAGCUCAACGUGCAGAAGACCCUCGACUACACGGGCGAGGCCAAGGCGCAGGUGCGCAAGGCGGUGCAGUACAAGAAGAAGAACCCCUGCAGGACCAUCUGCUGCUUCUGCUGCCCCUGCGUCAACUAGCAGCUGGUUUGGACCUUCACCACCUGUGCCCUGAGGGAAAUGUGUUCAGGAUGCCAGCCAAAGGCAUCCCGCACUGGGCCAAUGGAGAGGGUCCCAAUGCCUGCAGAAUUCAGAGCAUAAAGAAAGAACGUUGGGGUCAGGAGGCAAGAUUUGGGAUCUGGCACUUGCCUAGAAAGAUGGUUGUUAGUUAGCAUCCUAUGGUUCGUUAAUGCAGGCAGAUUACCAAUGGAGUUGUGUGGCGUCAUUAUAAGAUACCUAGCACUCAGCAUCACAGGGAGGCGCUAAUGCCGUUACUAAGGUCAAUUUCAUGAAGACUAAAAGAGGAAGUCCAAUUACUAUAUACAUAAUAGUAUGAGCACAUUGUCAAAAUUCGUCUUCGUUUAUCUUCUCUGGAAAGUUCCUUGGUGCUAUUCGAUUUUGAGUGACAUUCACUUGAGUAUUUCUUAGUUCAAUUUCGAGUAGCAUUGACCUGUGGAAAACUGGAUUUCAUUCACUUCUGAUUAUUUAUUUAUUUUGUGUGAGCCUUGCCUAUGUGGAAACCUUCCCUCGGUUCUCUUCUGCCACUUAUUAAACCACACCGAACAUACACGGUUUCCUUAUUUCUCACACCUUCUGUACCUCCCGCCAGAAUAUAUAUGCACAUACACGCACGUCCAUAUAUUUGUAUAUAUUCAUAUAUAUGAAUAAUUUUUGAAAUAUUUUAAGCACCAAAUAUUGAACAAUCACUCAAAUCGAACUUUUUUAUCACUCACGUUUUAUAUUUUUCCACAGAUAACAUUUAUUUAAAAUUUAUCUUUGUACUGAAUUUCAUACGAUAUAUGUUUAUAUUGUAAACUAAUAUCCACUCAUUUUUGUACAUAAUGGCCAGCUGGAUUAACUUUGCUUUGGGAAAUUCUGUAUUUAAAUAAUAAGAACACUGUUUGGUCAGUGCCAAGUAUCGCUUUGACUGUCGUGAGUGUAUUUCAUCCCCGACUGCAUGGCCCACCGUGGGUCAGACUUUAUUUUGAACAACUGUAUGCUGCCAUUCGUGCAGAUAAGUGGGAAAAACAUGCGACACUAUCAGAGGUACUAAAAUGACGUUCUUGGGAAUAAUAAUUCAUCUUACUAUGAACCUUUCCUUGCAUGUGUUAAAGCAGAGAGCCUUAAAGUGAAACAUUUUUUUCAAAUAAGCGUAGUCCACAUGACACUAUAGCUAUCUUUUUUCUAUAUUUACAUCAUGACCUAUUGAAGAUAACUUAUUUUUUUUCAACUAUUUUUUAAAUUAUGGUUAACCCCCCCCCCCAAACCCCACUCCCUACCCCACCGCCGCUAACUACAGUGUGUGCAUGGAACUCUCAACAAACGCAUUUCCGUCAGGGCGCUCCGAGUUAACAGUAGUUUUACACUCAACUAGGUGGUGAAACUUUUUCAGGUUUUAGAGAUUUGCUUUCACUUCAAAACUCGGAGGUGACAUUCCAGACCAUGAUCACACAUCCCUCCCGUAUGUCUUCUGAACCGACUCUGAGUGCCUCUUACACAUUCUUAAAUACAGGAGUGAUUUUAGUUGGGAGUUGUCUAUCUUGAGCUCUAAGGAGGAAGACAGUUUUAUUUUUACUUGUUUGUUUGUUUUCAAGACAGGGUUUCUCUGUGUAACAACCCUGGCUGACCUUGAACGUGCUUUGAUACCAGGCUGACCUUGAACUCACAAAGAUCCUCCUGCCUCUGCCUCCUGAGUGCAGGGAGUAAAGGCAGGUGCCACCACUACCCAACAAAGGUAAAGUUUUAAAAGAGAAAAGGAGCAGGAGCGCUUUGGGGCUUGCUGGUCUAUGAGCAAGAAAAACUAGCCCUGUGAGUAAUUUCACUUUGAUAGUUCAGUAUGAGAACCAUACAAUCUGAGCCCCACCUGGUUCUUCUUAAACUUGCCCAGUUUCUUUAUCACUACUGGGAUGUUCCCUUUCUCUAACGAAGAGGGGGAAGUGUCCACAUGGGCCCAAGGCCCGAGUUUUUAUUGUAGAGAAAAGAGUCUGUCUAUAGAGACUAGCUAUUCUUUGCAAGAAGGAACAGUCCAUAAAUUUAACUUGUUUGAACUCUGAAAGAACUUUCUUUCUUUCUCUCUUUCUCCCUUCCUUCCUUCUGUCCUUCCCUUUUUCCUUCUCUUUCUCCCAUUUUUAGAACCAUUAUGCAAGUAAAUAACUUUCUGUGUCUGCAUAAUUUUUUUUCUGAGACAGAGUCUCACUCUAUAGUCCCAGCUGGCUUGGUACUCACUAUGUAGGCCAGGCUGGUCUUAAACUCACAGAAAUAUCUUCCUGCCUCUGCCUCCUGAGUGCUGAGAAUAAAGUAAUGUUCCACUGAACCUGGGUAGAGCACUUUUUUCCUAAUUAAUCCUAAUGAUAAAGCAGUUUUCACCGUGAUAACUAUUCUAAUCCUGUUUUCUUCUAGUCGACUGUGCUGUUCCGUUCCGUUCUGGUAUUCUAUUCUAUUCUGAUGGAUCUGUUCCAUCCUAAUCUAUUCUAAUGGCUCUAUUCCAUUCUCUUCUUCUCCUAUUUCAAUAUAUUCUAUCCCAUCCCGACAGAUCUGUUCCAUUUCAUUCUACUUCUAUUCUAUCCUAAUCAUAUCCACAAGAAAUCAGUUAAACACGGUUUGGCAAGGACUUGUCCCUGGGGUUCUUCCCAACACAUGAGUCAUAGACUCCAUGAGGAGCUCUCUGGAAAGAGAUCAAGGCUGGAGCACAGACCUCAGAGGAAGACAUCAGUUACCUCUCCCAUAUCCUCCAUAACACCCCCAGGCUGCCCAGGAACUGUCAGUGAAAUGCCAGCUUUGCCUUUGGAAAGGGUGCUCAGUCCCUGAGAGAUGCUACGGGGUUAGUUCCUCCCCCUUGAUAUUCACUUGGCAGACUCUGAAAGGUGACACUGAACAAGACCUUACGGUGAUGCUACAAACUUCAAACACUAGUGCCAUGUUGUG
Messenger RNA from Alexandromys fortis (reed vole), 3953 nucleotides. It is a transcript of the gene Stx11, whose product is annotated as syntaxin 11. The transcript is spliced from 2 exons. NCBI's taxonomy places the organism in Eukaryota, Metazoa, Chordata, Mammalia, Rodentia, Cricetidae. Bases 147 to 1010 code for a protein of 287 amino acids. Gene Ontology annotation, biological process: synaptic vesicle fusion to presynaptic active zone membrane; exocytosis; intracellular protein transport. The record is from RefSeq and is a predicted model, not a curated record. Gene Ontology annotation, cellular component: presynaptic active zone membrane; synaptic vesicle; SNARE complex. Gene Ontology annotation, molecular function: SNARE binding; SNAP receptor activity.